Eutrema salsugineum is the source of this 609-nucleotide messenger RNA. Its product is annotated as protein SAMBA. The record is from RefSeq and is a predicted model, not a curated record. The transcript is spliced from 3 exons. Gene Ontology annotation, molecular function: anaphase-promoting complex binding. The coding region runs from base 25 to 351 and encodes 108 amino acids. Gene Ontology annotation, biological process: negative regulation of organ growth. Lineage: Eukaryota; Viridiplantae; Streptophyta; Magnoliopsida; Brassicales; Brassicaceae.
AUAUCUUACAUUUUCCCGCUAGUGAUGAACGGCGCAUCUCCGGCUCAUUCUACGGUUUCGACGACCGCCGUAGCUGGAGGCGGUGGAAGCAGCGGAGCCGCCGCUGGUCUUGACGAUUUCCAUUUUCCACCGGACAUUCCUUCUAUGCAGGAUCGAAAAGACGAAGCCAUGCGCAUUUUGAAAUCUGAUUUGAUGGCUGAGCUUGACAAAGAGGUUAAAUCCUUGGAAGAAGACAAUUGGAUGUUCGACGGUCCUCGUUCUCGAAUCCAUCUUAUCUCGAGAAGAGGUAACUUUCUGAAGAAAGAAGGUGAAGCUGUGUCGAAAUCAAGCAUUGUUCAGCUUCCCAGAUGAUCAGAUUCAAGUAAGACGAUUCAGAAAUGGUCGCAAGCUUUUGAUUUGAUAUGUAUAAUUGUUUCGAUCGAUAGUGUUUGGUCACAAGAUUGCCACUAAGACGUUGACUGUGUUGUUUUCCUCCCUUUUCUACAAAUACGGAAUUUUGUUUUGUUAUAAAAGUUACUGUGGCUUAUACUUAUAUAGCCAUUUCAAUGGUGUUCAUGUAAAAAAAAGUGAAGAAAUAAUCAGCAACUAACCCAGAUUUUAAACUUGCAA